Dicentrarchus labrax (European seabass) is the source of this 1649-nucleotide messenger RNA. It is a transcript of the gene ppa2, whose product is annotated as inorganic pyrophosphatase 2. Gene Ontology annotation, cellular component: cytoplasm. Bases 71 to 1111 code for a protein of 346 amino acids. Lineage: Eukaryota; Metazoa; Chordata; Actinopteri; Moronidae. Gene Ontology annotation, biological process: phosphate-containing compound metabolic process. The transcript is spliced from 12 exons. Gene Ontology annotation, molecular function: inorganic diphosphate phosphatase activity; magnesium ion binding. The record is from RefSeq and is a predicted model, not a curated record.
GCUCACGGGUCCGGAUGUGGGGGAGGUGGGAAACGGGAAGCAGGGACCGAGAGGAGAAGCAGUGUGUAUAAUGAGCCCGCUGCUGCAGCGCUGCUCGCUCGGCUGCCUGGUGACAGUUUUCGGCUCAUUUUCCGCUUCUCGAAACAAACUCGUCACACAAGCAGCAGCAGCAGCGACGCCUCAUCUGUAUUACUUGAGAAAAACGAUGCACUAUCAAACGGAGCAGAGAGGACACCCCCAUUCUCCCGACUACCGGAUUUAUUUUAAAACAUCCCAAGGAAAAUACAUUUCACCAUUCCAUGACAUUCCACUUGUAGUGGAGACAGAGCAGGGCAAUGACGUGCCAGCUAAAAAACCCAAGAAGAAUGAGAGUGAGGUGCUCUUUAACAUGGUUGUGGAGGUACCUCGAUGGUCAAAUGCUAAAAUGGAGAUUGCAACAAAGGAACCGCUGAACCCGAUCAAACAAGACGUAAAGAAAGGAAAGCUCCGGUAUGUUGCCAACAUAUUUCCCCAUAAAGGUUACAUUUGGAAUUAUGGGGCACUCCCACAGACAUGGGAGGACCCAGACCACACAGACAAAGAGACAGAGUGUUGCGGUGAUAAUGAUCCUAUUGACGUCUGUGAGAUCGGCACCCAGGUGUGCCUUCCAGGUCAGGUGAUCCAAGUGAAAGUGCUUGGAAUCUUGGCCAUGAUUGAUGAAGGGGAAAUGGACUGGAAGGUCAUUGCCAUCAAUGCUGAGGAUCCAGAUGCCAAAAAUCUGAAUAACAUAGAGGACGUCCGCAAGAGCAGGCCUGGUCAUUUAGAGGCCACGGUCGACUGGUUUAGGAAAUAUAAGGUGCCUGAUGGAAAGCCUGAGAACCGGUUUGGAUUCAAUGGACAAUUCAAAGACAAGGACUUUGCUGUUGAGAUCAUUAAGUCCACCCAUGAGCACUGGAGGGCACUAGUGCAGAAGCAGACAAAUAGUGGGGAGAUCGCAUGCAAAAAUAUCUCCUGCUGCGAGAGCCCUUUCAAAUGCAGUGCAGAUGAGGCCAGAGACGUGGUCAAUUCGGCCCCAGCAUUUGGCAGUGCACAUCCUGUGUCUCCAGAAGUGGAUAAGUGGCAUUUUGUCUGACAGUAUAUGGAGACCAACAAUAUGCCUUAACAUCACAUGAAGAAACUGCAUCUUUUGUAUGAUGCUGGAUUUAUUUUUGGUAAGAACUCAUUCUCAGAUGUAUAAAGUGACAUCUACGUUUACCAUCCAAUAAUUUGUUGAAAAAAAGAAACCGUUAAUAGCCAUACACUGAAAAUAUGAGCUGGUGAAAAACCAGAGUGUACUUUCAUAAUGCUGAGUAAAGAACCAGAAUUGAGAUGUCUUUUUCUGUGCCAUGUUGGACUCCAGAUCGAUUUAUUGUUGGCAACACCAAUUCUAAUGUAGAUGUUAAUCACAAAAAUAAUUGGUCUCCUUUCUAUUGAAUUGUAAAUGAUGUUGUAUGUGUACUGCAGUAUUUUUGUGUCCAACCUUGUAUAAGACUGAAAGUUCUGAUAAUAUGCUCUAAGUUGUUUUUUAGACUGUAAUCAGUUUUGUGAUUGUAACCACAAACACAACGCAAUUUGGAUGUAACAAGUAAAAAAUACCUGGGUUAAUUAAAAAACUUAAGGCUUGAACAUGA